AUGAUACCGAACACUGCACUCGUGAACUCGCUGCCGAGAAACAUUCUAGCGCAGAAACGUGCUCGCACCAGCACGCCCAAAAGCCGUGGUGGCUGCAUUGCGUGUAAAAAGAUGCAUCUCAAAUGCGACGAAGGAAAGCCGACGUGCUCUCGAUGCGACAGAGCGCACCGGGAGUGCCAAUACUCUGGGCUCGACCCGCAGCCAGGUUGCCCUGUUGUCUCUCAGCAGAGGACGAUCCUUCCGAAACCGAACGUGUCCGGGCUCGAAGUAACAGGCAAACUCUACAUGCAACCAAGAGCAACCAGUCUGGAACCAUCUGAGGUUCCUUACUUUGACAUGUUUCGGUACCAAAUGAGACAGGAUUUUGCUUCUACUCACUGCACACUCUUCUGGAAUCGGGUAAUUCCCAGAGAGGCCAUGAGAGACGACUGUGUGCGCUCGUCCGUUUUGGGUGUAGGCGCUUUGAUCUUAUCUUUCCGUCGCCUAGGCUCUGAGCCUUUCCUCGGCCCUUUCGGAGAAACUGGUGACAAAGCCCAUCAAUCUGCAAUCCGAUACCACGCCAGGGCUAUCAAAGGACUUCAAGACAGAAUGCAGCGGGGCUUUCAUACUAUUUCACGUCGCAAUGUUCUGAUCAACAUGUUCUUACUGCUUCUCUUUGAGCUUCUGCACGGAAACACUAAAGCCGCCGAUCGGAUGCUGAGCAGUAGUGUUGAGCUCUUGCGGCAGAGGAAGGAUCAACUGCUUGAAGAGGUCAGCUCACAAUAUCGACCGCAACGUCAACCGCUCUACCUUGCCGUCUCAAAUGAUGAAGGGCUAGAGGAGGCCGAAAUAAUCCUCCCUCGGCUACAAGUUUUCUGCAGCCUGAACUCACCUUUUUUCCCCUUGCAAAAGCGCUGCUGGGCCAGACUCCAAUCGCGACCUACGCCUAGCGCUGUCCCAUCGCCGACUACUAGUUUUGGGGAGUUGGGCGCCAUGUGGAACAGCUUCACCACCAGAGCUGUUGUAUUUGUCGUCAAGGCAAUGCAGGAGUUGGUUGCAAGUGGGCAUACAAGGGACCUUGAACCAUAUUUGGAUCAUCAAGCCGCCUUUCUCCAACAGUUGGGCCAAUGGGAAGAGGCGAUUCUGCAGAGAUAUGAGCAGGAGACAAACGCCAUACAGCUACAGACCCUCAAGGUCUUCCACAUGGGACAAAAGGUCGUUUUCAUUCUUCUCAACUGUUGUCUCGAUACCACGGAGCUUGGGUAUGACAAGUUCGGACACGUCUUUCAGGACAUCAUCGAUACGACGCAUGCUCUAGCACCAGUGUCAAGGGGUAUGUCGCGGAUCGAGGUGAUACUAGAUAUAUAUUUUCUUCCAGUUUUGAACUUUGUGUCGCAGAAAUGUAGGGACACAGCUGUUAGGCAAGAGGCUCUAGACUUGUUUGAGAAGAUGACUUCUAGCAUGGGUGGGUGGGAGGCGAGGGCGAGUUUGUUGGCCAGGCGGCAGCUCAUGGCGCUCGAGGAGAGAGGACGGACGGCGACUGGAGAGAUUCCUGCAGAUUCCCGGUACAUCUGGAGCGACGCCACCUGGAAUGAGUCUCAGUCGGCACUCGAGGUUGUUUUCACGAGGGCUUCACCGAAUCCAUUCGGUGUACGCGACACUGAAAACUUAGCAAUUGAACUGGCAGAACUUAUCGGGUAG
Molecule: messenger RNA, 1680 nt
Organism: Fusarium redolens
Lineage: Eukaryota; Fungi; Ascomycota; Sordariomycetes; Hypocreales; Nectriaceae
Exons: 2
Coding region: 1-1680 (559 amino acids)
Biological process (GO): regulation of DNA-templated transcription
Molecular function (GO): DNA-binding transcription factor activity, RNA polymerase II-specific; zinc ion binding
Source: RefSeq, a predicted model, not a curated record